AUGCUCUCCAUCAGGCUUAGAGGGGUGUUGGAGAAGACCAUACAUGAAACUCAAUCUGCCUUUGUUGAAGGUAGACAAAUUCUUGACUCGGUUCUUAUUGCUAAUGAAACAGUGGAGGACUAUAGAUGCAAAGGCAAAAGCGGAUUGGUCCUAAAGAUCGACUUUGAAAAAGCCUAUGAUCGAGUGGAUUGGAAUUUCUUGGAUUUGGUAUUGUGCAAGAAGGGUUUUGGAGUCACUUGGAGAAAAUGGAUCAAUAAAUGCUUGUCUUCUACUUCAUUCUCAGUAUUCAUUAAUGGAAGACCGAGGGGGAAGUUCUCUUGCUCUCGGGGCCUCAGACAAGGUGACCCACUAUCACCCUUUAUGUUUACUCUGGUCGCGGACGUUCUAGGGAGGAUGGUGGUUAAGGCAGUAAGUUCAGGCAAUUUCUCCGGGUUUGAGGUUGGAAAAGAGAAGGUUCAUAUAAGCCAUCUUCAAUUUGCAGAUGAUACCUAG
Molecule: messenger RNA, 492 nt
Organism: Cannabis sativa
Lineage: Eukaryota; Viridiplantae; Streptophyta; Magnoliopsida; Rosales; Cannabaceae
Product: secreted RxLR effector protein 78-like
Exons: 1
Coding region: 1-492 (163 amino acids)
Source: RefSeq, a predicted model, not a curated record